AUGUGCGUGACGGUCGGUCGUUACUGUGCGGUCAGUCCCACCGGGCGGUCUGGUCGGUCUCAGAAAACGAGAGGUAGUUGCCUAUCGACCCAGAGCAUCGUCUCCUGGACCCGUCUCUCCCAGGAAACAGAUGCAAAGGCAGUUCCUGGAGAUCGAUGGCCUGGCGGACAAGGACAGUAUCCUCAGCAUCCUCAUGAUCCUAAUGACUAUACUUUUCUCGGACUUUCUCUUCCAAAUUCUUUGGUUGAAAAUCAAGCAACCCUAGCAGCACCAGUCUACCCACCAAGACCACUUGGUCGCCAACAAUCCAUGCCGAAUCCUGGUUAUGCUGGGGCAGCUUCUGGAAAUCAAUGGCUAGGCGGACUAGGACAGUAUCAUCAACAUCCUCAUGAUCCUAAUGACUAUAAUUUUCUAGGACUUUCUCUUCCAACGUCUUCAGUUCAAAAUCAUUUAGCCCUAGCAGGGCCUGUCCAUCCACCAAGAACACUUGCUCACCAACAAUCCAUGCCGAAUGCUGCUUAUGCCGCGGGAGCUCCUGAAUAUCAAUGGCAACACAAUCAAGGACAAGAUCGUCUUGCUCUUUCACUUCAUCCUCCUGCUUUUGCAACUACUCCAAGCGCUUCAGCCUCUUCAUCUUCUUUAGCUGAAGCAGUUCCUUCGAUUCAAAAUUUACCCUCUGGUGUAAAUUUUCCGCCAAAUACAGAAGUUGUCAUUGGAUUGUCAAAUGGUCAUGGUGCUCGUGGAUUAAUCAAACCUAGUUACUUGCCGAUAGAUGAACAUCCUCAAUGGAUUUACAAGAAAAAAGCGGAUUAUGAGUACGCGGUUUAUAUACUACUUCCUGAGAAGGCUGCUUGGAUGGGAAAACCCAAAUAUGUUAGAUACACUACUGAUGACUCUUUCAAUAUCCAUGCUCAAGUUGAUCAGGAACACUCUGUGCCUGUGCCAGAAGAAGUAUAUUUGAAAAUAGCCAAUCUGCCUGAAUCUAGUACAAGAUUAAGAUCUUUCUCUGUACUUCAAUAUGACCAAUUAUUUAAACCAAAUACAAGCAACAGAUACCACAUUUAUGUAAAAAAUAUAGACGGCAAAGUAUACACCGGAAUGCUAAAGAAUUCACAUACUUUAAAGAACAUUGCUCUUUCAGCGACAAAAAUUUCGAAAAAUUAAUUUAGUAAUUGUGAAUUUUCUUUUGUUAAAGCUCGUUCGGCUUUAACGGACAAAUACGCAUCACAAGAACUUUUCUCUACAUGUCUUUUAAACUUAAUUAUGUUAAAUGUAUAUUACACUAGUUUCUGUAUCUAACUCGGUGAUAGCCUGACAAAUGUAUCAUUUCAAUAGAUAUGUAUUAUUACACUUUCUAAUAUGCAUGGAUAUGGAGACGAAUGUAUUCUUAUUGUCUUGUUUUUAUAAUUA
This is a messenger RNA of Belonocnema kinseyi, 1410 nucleotides long. RefSeq lists its product as uncharacterized. Lineage: Eukaryota; Metazoa; Arthropoda; Insecta; Hymenoptera; Cynipidae. The transcript is spliced from 4 exons. The coding region runs from base 1 to 1164 and encodes 387 amino acids. The record is from RefSeq and is a predicted model, not a curated record.